AUGACUGACGUUCCUCUUCCUGAAUGUCUUCCAAAGCCAGAAGAACCGAAAGCUGCAGAACCACAACAGUCUCCUCAGCAACCUCAGUUCCAGCAAGUACCCCCGAAUUACUACCAAUUUCCACCUCAAGGUUACUACCCACCACAAGGCUUCCCGAACUACCCUCCUCAGCCUAUGCCUUACUUCCCCAACCCUUGGUUGUUCCAGCAAGCUCCACCCCAGCAAUUCCAAUUCCAAUCUCAAUCGAAGAGAGACCAAGACUUCGAAGAAGGUCUGAACCGAUUACGCAAAGAGUAUGCUACAGCUCCAAUUGAGAGAAAGUUGUUCCCGGACCAAAAAAUAAUGUUUAGGGUAGAUGGUUAG
Messenger RNA from Trichomonas vaginalis G3, 363 nucleotides. RefSeq lists its product as uncharacterized. The record is from RefSeq and is a predicted model, not a curated record. The coding region runs from base 1 to 363 and encodes 120 amino acids. NCBI's taxonomy places the organism in Eukaryota, Parabasalia, Trichomonadida, Trichomonadidae. The transcript has a single exon.